ACCAGCUCUCGCAUACACGUAGCUGACACAGAACGAGGCUCGCAGUCUCCCACACUCAUGCAGAAGACUACUAAAACCGCGGAGUAAAGGAUCGCUAGAUCUGGAGAGGAGACCCAUCAGCGUCUGAGGAGUCCCUUUCCAGGGGACGUUUUCACCAUGAACCUCUCUCUGAAAAAUAGGACUUAAUUUUUUCCUCAGCACUGCUAUAAUUCCCUGCUACUGAAAACCAGGCGAGAUACGGACGGUGUUACAUUGUUUCCGUCCGAAUUCCGAAGCCCUCACCCCUCUAUAUUUUAGAUUUUAUUUGUUAACAUUAUUAUUUCUGCUGUUCUGCUUGUUGUUAACCUGACCAACAACUGUCAUGCUGCUGAAAGUAGGGUUGAUAUGCCUCCUUUACUGGGGGUUCACCUCCAGCGAGCCCCCGGCGGCCGCGAUAAAGCCCCGGUCACAAACUUUGGAUUUUGGGUUCGUUCCCGCUGGAGUUUAUGAAACAUUGGCUUAUUAUGAACCGGGACCCAUCGGGAUCCUGUUUCACAUGGUCCACGCUUUUCUGUAUGUUGUUCAACCCAACCCGUUCCCGAAAGAUCUCUUCGUCAAAGUGGCCCAGAACAAAUUAGGCUCGGUCCAGGCCGAAUAUCAGAAGCCGGAGAACGUUGUUCUGACGCUCCAGGUCAUGUACUAUGAGAUGGGCUUCAUCGUGUGUGCCGCCCUGGGCCUGCUCUUCGUCCUGCUCAUGCCACUGGUGGGGCUCUGCUUCUGCAUGUGCCGCUGCUGCGAUAACUGUGGCGGGGAGAUGCACCAGAGGCAGAGGAAGAACGCCGAGUGCAAGAGGGGAUUCUUCACCACCCUGCUCUUCGCCGCCUCCUUCUUCAUCACGGCUGGAGUCCUCUGUGCCUACGCAGCCAAUCAGAACCUCAGUUCCCAACUGAAAGGCAUGAGGAAGCUGGUCAACAGCAACAUGAGAGACCUGCAGACAUUCGCCAACCAGACGCCCGCGCAAAUCGACUAUCUUAUUGGGCAGUAUGCCACCGCAAAGAACCAAGUUGUAUCUGACCUUGAGAAUAUUGGGCCUUUGCUUGGAGGUGCAGUUCACAAGCAGCUGGGUAAAGAGGUUAUCCCUGCCCUUGACGGUGUGUUAAACAUGGCUGGAGUGAUGCGGGACACCAAAGAGGCUCUGGAGAAUGUGAACAUGUCCAUAGAGGUGCUGCAGGACGGCUCCAGCAAGCUGGCCUUCAAUCUGAGUGUGGUGCGCUCCAGUCUCCGCUCCACCCUCAACGACUCGGCCUGUGCUGCCCAGGCUGCCGUGCCCAUCUGUGCCAGGAUCCGCAACUCUCUCGCCCAGCUGGGUAUCAGUGCCAACUACUCCAACUUGCCGGAUGUGAGUCAACAGCUGGCGAAAGUGAAUAACGUUCUUAAGACUGACCUCAGCAAUAUUGUUCAAAAGGGAUAUUUGUCAUUCAAUGACACCCCCUACAUGGUGAAGUCUCAAACCAAGAAUAUAGUCACAAAGGUGAAAAACAUGCUGAAUGAUGUCAGCUCCAACAUCACCAGCUUCUCAAAGAUAUUCCCCGUCGAGGAGUCCCUCUCCAACUUCACCAAGUACAUCAGUCACACCCAGUCGAAGAUCGAGGACUACUACCCGCAGAUUGACCAGAUAGACUUCUACAGGUGGAUCUGCUGCAUUGCGCUCUGCUGCAUGGUGGUGCUAAUCUUGGCCUUCAAUUUCCUGGGCCUGUUUUGUGGAAUUACCGGCUACGAUAAACAUGCCUCCCCCACCACCCGUGGCUGCAUCUCCAAUACUGGUGGCAACCUGCUCAUGGCGGGUGUUGGCUUCAGUUUCAUCUUCUCCUGGGUGCUGAUGGGCGUUGUAGUUGUCGUCUUUGUUGUCGGGGGCAAUGUGGAGAAGCUGGUCUGUGAGCCCUUUGAGUCUAAACAGCUGUAUGAGGUUGUGGAUACUCCAUAUCUGGUGAAUCCUGCCUGGAAGAAUUUUAUUCCUGGAUUCCUGUACCACAAACCUGAGAUUGACCUGACUGCAGAAAACCUAUACAGAAACUGCAAAGAAAACAACGGCAUCUAUUCGGCUCUGCGUCUGGACAACAUCUUUAACGUGACAGCCUUCUUAAACUCCAGCGUGUACACUGAGGACAUGUCGCACACUAUCAACGACGUCAGAGUGGACCUGAGCAACAUCGUCCUACUGGAGACGGAGGGGAGACACAACCUCAUCCAGUUCAGCAACACGGGGGUCGAUGAGAUAAACUACUCCCUCUACCUGGAAGAGGUCAACAAAGGUGCAACAAUGGUGGACUUGUUAUCAUUUUCCAAUGAGCUAGAUGCCCAGAUUGACAAACUGAAGCGGGGAGCCCUGGAGAAUGCCCUGAGAGGUCACGCCAGCAGUAUCCGGCAGAUCCACAACCAGCUGGUGGUCCCAAUGGAGCAGUCCAUGAAAUAUGUUAGAGCGAGGAGUACUUUGAACCAGAGUGCCCUGCUGCUGCAGAAGACGGUCUCUGACCUUCCUAACUCGAUCAACAAUGUGCUUAAUGCCAUUGAUGCAGCCCAGAACCUCAUCGGCCAAAACGCCUCACACGUUGUCAAACAGGAGACCGAUAAGUACAGGCAGAAUAUUGUGGGCUACUUCAAACAAUACACAGACUGGGUGAAGACCUCUCUGGAAAUGGAAGUGGCAACCUGCAAGCCCCUGAGCAACAUCUUGGACACCGCGGAGAUUGUAGCCUGUAGCUUCAUAGUGGAUUCAUUAAACACGUUCUGGUUCGGCCUGGGAUGCUGUGCCAUAUUUCUUAUCCCGAGUGUAAUACUGUCCGUCAAGUUGGCCAAAUUCUACCGCCGAAUGGACACGGAAGACGUCUACGAUGACAUUGAAACAAUACCCAUGAAAACUAUGGAAAUGGGUAAUAAUGGUUAUCAUAAUGAACAUUUACAAGGUAUCCAAAACCCUGUAAUGACAAGCAUCCCUUCCUAUGACACUGUGACUCGCUUCCCACGGGCCUCUGCUCCGCCCAGGCACGCUGACUGGUGAGAGAGUGCUGGGGUUUACCAGGUCCAGCAAGUGCCAUUGAAACCUGGAACUGAGACUCCCUUGGAAAUCUAGUUCCAGUAUCACAGGAAUAAAUGAAGAAGAAAAAUAAUUCCUAACACCGGAAGAAGGCCCGUGGUGUGGGCAAAAUUUCCUCGAUCGCCUGAUCCACCUUUGCCUGGAUGUCCUCUCCCACGUCUCCUCCCACUCCCAAAUUCUACCAUGCCCCGCCAAAUGCGCCACUCCGGAGAACAUACCGCUAACAGCGCGGGUAACGGAGUGGUCUCAAAAUCCCCCAGAGCCUUCACGGACAUCAAACAAGGCAGAACCUGAAGCUCAUCUAAGCCUGAACCUGCCCCUCACCACAGCCACCAAAGCCAACUGUGACUGCAUUCCCCCGAUAAGCAUUGUAUACAUCAAAGACAAACUUGUACAUUUUGUACACGUUCCAAAACUAUGUGUUUUAUAUUGAUUUUUUGUUGAUAUUUGUUUUAUAAACGAUGUCCCGUGUGUUCGUUUUCUUUUACUUCUGUGUGAAUAUCUUGCUGGUAAGAACGCGGCUGUAGAGCUGCUAUAGUUUGUCACAGUCUUCGGGUCUGGCAGUGAGGUGUCCGGUGGUUUCUCACCGCAGAUGUAGCCAUGGUGGUGAAGAGCUUAGGCAGAUGAGUAGUUCCAUGGCAGUGUUUGAAGCGGGAUGGAAAAAUAUGAGAGGAACCGAAUCUUUGAGAGCAUGCUGGAAAAAAUGUGGCAAUGUGUGGAAACUGUCCGUAUGGGGACCAAGCAUGCUGAUAAAUAAUUAUUUACUGACUGCUGCCUUUUGAAUAUGUGUAUAUCGCUCUGAAUGAGUUCACCUUGAGGUUACUGAGAGUAUUUCCUGCCGCUGCAUGACUAAUAUAUCUUUAAUUCCUUGACACAAAAUAGCAGGGAAUUAUCCUUCCAUGAUUUAAUUUUACUACUUCACAGAUUUAUUGUAUAGAUACAUAAAUAAAGCACUCCUAGUUAUAUAAUAUUGAAUGAUAUCUCAAAAUUAUGAGGUAUACUAACAGGUGAUGAGCCGUGCGUGUGAUUAUAGUCAAAGUCACAGAUAAGAAAGAGAACUGCUGUUAAAUACCAAAACAUAUUUUUCCUGUAGAUCUCAGGUAUUUGUCAUUGAACUAGGUGCUCACAAUAACACAAUAACAAUGCAUAAUACACCACUAUGUCUUUUUUGAGAAAACACCUUUGAAACUAGUUGAAACUAUAAGCAAGGCUAACAUAUCAGAGGAUUAAUUGGACAGAUGUAUCAUGUUUAAAAACCUUUGGAAGACAAACUGGGCUAUGUUUAACACCUGGUUGACACAAGCCACACAAAUAACUGCAGACAAUUUUUUUUUUCAACACUUAUUUUUCAGUGUCUUGUGUUUUCUAUUUCUUUGUUCAUGUUGCUUCUGGUAGAGAUAUCUUCUGCUAACCUUAAGAACUGUAAGAUAUGCCAUAAACUAUUUCACAGAGUACUGAAGUUAAGUACUAGAAUAUUAUCUUGUCACUUUUACAAUUUUCACACAUCACUGGUGCUUGGGAGUAAUUUUGGAAGUGGUUAUGAAGUAGCUCAAAGCAUGAGUGUGUUUACGGCUACUGCUGGAAAUUUCAGUCAUAUAUCAUAUGAAAAUACUGUACAAACUGUGAAUAAAGAUUUCGGUUCAGUGA
Molecule: messenger RNA, 4720 nt
Organism: Conger conger (European conger)
Lineage: Eukaryota; Metazoa; Chordata; Actinopteri; Anguilliformes; Congridae
Gene: prom1a
Product: prominin 1a
Exons: 29
Coding region: 362-3037 (891 amino acids)
Cellular component (GO): cell surface; microvillus; prominosome
Molecular function (GO): cholesterol binding
Source: RefSeq, a predicted model, not a curated record